AUGCAGCCCGGUGCUGAGCAGAUCCAACAUGAGCGAUUGGCGAUGACAUUCGAUACCUCUUUACGAUCCUCUCCUACAUCCCUCUCUUCCGACCCGACCUCGACGUCCGUAUUGUCUUUCGCCAACCACAAGGGCUGGCGGCCAGGCCGCUUUCAGCCUCACGGUGAUGGCUCGCCUACCUCAAUUGUCAUUAACAUUAAUGAUGGCGGUUCGACUGGCCGGGGAAUCCUCAUCGGUGUAUUGUCAGCGUUUGGCUCCGCGGGUAUCGCUGUGCUUGUUCUCGCUAUCUUUUUCUUCUUCAAAUACACAUCUCGAGGGCGCAUCCUGCUAGACCGUAUAGGUCGACCCGGUGAAUACGAUGACGAGCAGGCGUUCGCACAUGAGGAGGCGGAAGCGCUGGAGACCAUGGAUGAAUUGCAGAGGACGGAAUAUCUCAGAGCCAAAGCUUUUACUCAAGCGAAUCCUCCAGAGUCCGCACAAACCGAUAUAUCACUUUCACAGUUCUUAGCGAUUCAAGAGAAGGGAGUUUCGGCUUGGGAAUUUGAGCCUGAACUAGAGAUUGCAAAUUGUUUCGUGGAAGCGAGGACCGAGAUUGAAUUUUUCGACUCGGAAUGCAGUGUUCAAAGCAAUCUCCCUGUGCCGAAGCAGAAUGAAGUAUAUUACUGGGAGGCUAAGAUAUAUGAUAAGCCCGAGAGCAGUCUGAUCAGUAUUGGAAUGACCACCAAGCCAUAUCCUCUGUUUAGGCUACCUGGAUUCCACAAAACAUCAGUUGCCUACACUUCGACAGGACAUCGAAGGUACAACCAACCGUUUAAUGCGACGUCCUACGGCCCUCCAUACGUGCAGGGAGACGUUAUCGGUGUAGGCUAUCGGCCACGCACUGGAAGUAUAUUCUUUACACGAAAUGGGAAGAAGCUCGACGAGGUUGUGCAUAACCUCAAAACUCAAAAUUUCUUCCCGACUGUGGGAGCCAACGGACCUUGUACUGUCCAUGUCAACUUUGGACAAAUGGGAUUUGUGUUUAUCGAAGCGAAUGUCAAGAAAUGGGGGUUAGCACCAAUGACUGGAAGUUUGGCUCCUCCCCCACCAUAUGGUAGUGAGCAAGGUAGCAUCCUGCUGGAAACGGGAAGAGAGGGUACUCGACAGCCUGCAUACGAGCCAGGUCACUCGAGAACCCGCAGUGGACUUGCGAGACUCGGACUCCCUGCUGGCAAUUACGGACCUGUACGGACACAUACUGAUAUAUCACUGGCACAGUUGGCUCACGUCUCGAGCCAGGAUCUCCCCAACCAGGGCAACAGUCUGCUUGACAUUGGGGAUAUCCAGCACCAACCGGUGGAAAAUACGCCAGCCGGUCAACAGAUCAUCCCUCCCCCAGAAUAUAGCAGUCCACCUGGAAGCCGGAGAAGCAGUGGUGAAGGUGAUGAUGAGGAGAGAAGAGGGCUGCUGCAGGAUCAAGCAGGUCAGCCGCCUAUACCGACUUAUGAUGCUGCCGUUAGUGAAGCGGCGGGACCGAGUCACACAUCAUGA
Exophiala xenobiotica is the source of this 1530-nucleotide messenger RNA. RefSeq lists its product as uncharacterized. NCBI's taxonomy places the organism in Eukaryota, Fungi, Ascomycota, Eurotiomycetes, Chaetothyriales, Herpotrichiellaceae. The transcript is spliced from 3 exons. Gene Ontology annotation, molecular function: protein binding. The record is from RefSeq and is a predicted model, not a curated record. Bases 1 to 1530 code for a protein of 509 amino acids.